GGUUUUAUUUUCUGAAAAGUUUCAAAACAGAACUAACCACUGUCACAGGAAGUGAACUUCAUGCUCAGAUAACAGAAUUAACAUAUCUCUUGAUCUCUACCAAGAAUAUGUGCUUUUUGCCUUUUUCUUUUAUGUCUGAAUGUUUAUGUAUGCAAAUAUAACAAGUCAGAAUGGGUGAAGUUCUCCUUUUGUUUCUCGGUUUGAAUGUUGUUAAGCUGCCCAUUAGGAACAACUUAUUCGUUUUGAAGGGUCAGCGAUAAAGGAGAAAAAAGGAAGGAGAAACAGUCUGACUCAUUCACAGCUGAAGGAAUGAUGGUUCCUGAAGGGAUUCUUCUGCUUCUGUUUGCUAUUCUUACAAACUCCUUUGAGGGAUCAGCUCAAGUUGAAAUAAUAGUGCCUGAAAGAACAGAAACAUAUGAGGAAGGGUCAAGUGUGACAAUCCCCUGUGAAUACUUUAAUAAAGAGGACAAUUUGGCACUACUGUGGUUUAAAGAUGCACAUUUUGAUAAGGAUUUACAAACGUUUAAUGGGACUAUUGUAUACAGUAACAGAGAAGAACGUCCACAGUCACUGGAUUACGUCAACAGGGUGGAAUACGAUGCUAAUGUAAUAUCAGCACAGAGCGAAAACACCUGGACAAAAUGUAAUUUAAGAAUCAACGAUCUACAAAAAACAGACAGUGGGAGCUACAGCUUUAGAUUCAUUGGUUCAAAAAAGUACAUGAGUCAAGCUAUGAAUCUCGAAGUUACAGACAACCCAUGUAAGGUGAAUGUUGACCCAUCAGAGCUAAAGAAUCCACUCAUGGAGUCAGAGGAAUUUACUGUUCGUUGCUCCACAUUUGGUUCCUGCUUGAAAUAUCCUGAGUGGCUCGUCAACCCAUCAGUUCAAAAGGAAGAAUGGCUGUCCUCCUCAUUAACUGAUGUAAUAAUCAAGAAUGAUGAAGAAGAGGGCAGAAAAGUCACCACACUAAAACUCAAUGUGACAUGGAAGGAUGACAAAAGAAUUCUGUCAUGUCGUCCAGGCCAAGCUAAGGACCGCUCCCAGAUCAGAAACAUCACUCUGUCUGUGGAAUAUUCACCUAAAGAGACAACUGCAAAAGUGAGCUCCGAGUAUGUGAAGGAGGGAGAUUCUGUCACUCUAUCCUGCGACAGCAGAGGUCAUCCUGAUGUCACCUUCUCAUGGUUAAUAAACGAGCAAAUAGAAAAGUCUCAACAAAAGUCUGACUUGAAACUAAAUAAUGUGAAACCAGAAGACAGUGGAGAAUAUUAUUGUGAAACUAAAAACAAGCAUGGAACAAUGAAAUCAAAUAUGAUUAUAAUUGAUGUGAAAUAUGGUCCAAAGGGUGUCACAGUGAAACCUCUGGUCAGUGUUGAAGAUCUCAAAGAGGGAGGCAAUCUGAUUCUUAAGUGUUCAGUAAAUGAAAGUAACCCACCAGUCACAUUUAAAUGGUACAAUAACAACAAUAUGCAACAACAAACUAGUGAUACAUUAACCAUCAGCAAUGUUAAAGCAAGUGAUGGAGGAUCUUACCAAUGCGAGGCUGAUAAUGGUAUUAAAAAAGAGACGUCAAAUAUCAUCUCAGUCUCUGUAAAGUAUUCACCACGAAACGUCGAAAUACAAGGCGGAAAUUCUGUAAAAGUGAACUCCAGACUGACUUUGACAUGCUCGGGUGAUGCCAACCCUAAGUCAGUACAGUACACUUGGAAACACCCACCUGGACUAUCUUCUUACACAUUUCCAGUUCAAACUGGAGAGUUAAUCGUGGACAAUGUGACCAUUAAGCAUGCAGGGCAAUACACAUGUAUUGUUAACAACGCCAUUGGAUCAUCAAGUUCAAACACCUUUAAUGUUGAUGUGCUUUAUCCUCCAUCUAAUCUCAGAUUGAUUAUGAAGAGGGUAUUGAAAGAGUUUGAAGUAUUUCCAGUUAUCUGCACUGUUCAAAGCUUUCCUUUGUCAAAGCUCACAGUGACAGGACCAAAGGAUUUCCAAAACAAUCAAGUGAACAUCACUGAAUCUGUGAACAAUUUAACUAUAUACUUGAACGUAACCGAGUCACAUGCAGGGAAGUACAAGUGCAAAGCAGAGAAUUCCGAGGGACAAGUAGAAACUAAUCAAGAAGAGCUAACUGUGUUGUAUGCACCUAAAAAUGUGACUGCAAGUUCUAAAGGAGAACAGACAUUUGGGAGUGAGCUGACUCUUACAUGUGGGGCUCGUUCCAAACCUGCUCCGUCCUCAUUUGAGUGGAUGAAAUGGUUCAAUGGACAAUUAAAGACAGUUGGACAUGAACAGAAACUACACUUUCAUUCUCUGAAUAUCUCUGACUCUGGUGAGUUUGUUUGCAUUGCGAACAAUUCCAUUGGAAAAGGAAAAUCCCAAUCAGUACACAUCAGGGUGAAGUAUACUCCAAACAUAAAUAUUGUCGAUAACAGGACAGCUGAGUGGAAUUGGCAGCUUGCAGUCUAUCUGACCUGCAGUGCAGAUGCGUAUCCUCCCGCCACUGAAUACAAAUGGUACAGAGAGGAGGACAACACCACUGUCUUGUCGCACCAGCAGAACUUCACUGUUCUACCUCAGAACCCAGGAAUGUAUUACUGUACAGCAGCCAAUAGAAUCGGAAAAUCACGAUCCAAACACAUCAAGUUAUUUGUCAGCAGUUACUCUAAAGUGCUCUGCCAGAUAAUCUUACCUAUCAUCCUGUUGAUUCUCAUUGCUGUGGGGAUCUUUCUGAUGCGCAGGACUAUCAUCAAGGCAAGAUCAGAUCCGCAAAGAGGAGCAGAUAAUCCAUUGUGUUUUUUCCUAGGAUUCCUGUCAGGCUCUUCUACAGUGGCAAACUUACUUUUAUUGGGAUCACAAAAUAACACCCGGGAGAAUCUGUCAAUAGAUGAGAUUCCUGAUCCAUGUCAUGGAAGGGUUCAACAAUCACAACCAACACACAAUUCCCAAGAUCCUACACGAGCGCAGGACCUCAAUCCAAGGUCAGAAUCUAAUACCCACACGGUGUAUUCUGCCAUUAAACUGCCACCAAUUAAACAAGGAAAAUGUAACCCGAAAUCACAAAAACCUGGAAAUAAGGAUAAUGACUUAAACUACAUCACUCUUGAUUUCAAGAAACAAAAUGAGCCAAAAAGAGCACCCGAAGAUUCAGCAGUCUAUGCCAUGAUGUCAAAAAAUAAUCAGCCAAAGAAUUCCCAAUCAGAAAAUCACGAUUAUGAGAAUUUUUCUUCUGCAUGUGCCUCAAGACUUCCAUUCACCAAUAUAGACUGGGAAUCUGAUUCCAGUGAAGAAGAUGAAGUGAAUUACACCACUGUGACUUGUUCUGCCAAAACUGAUGUUAACGAACCAAAACAUUACCAGAGGAGCUGUCUUAGCAGCUCAAGAUCUGAAGAUGAGAACAUAACUGAAUAUUCAGCCAUAAAAACCUGAAACAGUGGGAGUUUCCAAAUUAAGUAUUAAAACUUAGUUAUUUGUUGUGUUAUUUGAAAGUUAUAAUUAAGACUAUUGAUUCUCUUAGAGUGGUAAGAAUGCCUUCCACUCCUCUUAAUUUUUUUCAGUGUGACUUGCAUUAAUAUAAUAUUGAAAUAUUCUGAAUCAUGCUUAAAAAUAUUCCUUUGUAUCAAUGUGCCAUAUACUCGUGUGAUCAAUUAAGUUGUGCUUGCAUGGAACACUGAUUUAGGAGUUCAGUUUCAUAAAAAAAAUGUGUGGCUAUUGUUACACCAAAUACUGUGAAAAGAAAAAAUAUAGUUAGUAAGUUAGUUAUAUAGUUACCAUAUUGAUGAACUCUAGCUAUGCUGUGGACAUUUAACUGGUUGAAUAAAACUGUGUAUCCUUAAUUACUUGUUUGAAUAAAAGAAAAAAAAGUC
Pimephales promelas (fathead minnow) is the source of this 3860-nucleotide messenger RNA. RefSeq names its product B-cell receptor CD22. NCBI's taxonomy places the organism in Eukaryota, Metazoa, Chordata, Actinopteri, Cypriniformes, Leuciscidae. The record is from RefSeq and is a predicted model, not a curated record.